Molecule: messenger RNA, 750 nt
Organism: Camellia sinensis
Lineage: Eukaryota; Viridiplantae; Streptophyta; Magnoliopsida; Ericales; Theaceae
Product: DNA-binding enhancer protein-like protein
Biological process (GO): protein stabilization; negative regulation of apoptotic process
Source: RefSeq, a predicted model, not a curated record
UUCGAGAGACCGAGGAGGCAAAACCCUAGUCUGUCACUGCCCUAAGAAAAGAAGAGAGCUUUUUUGUGGGUUGAGAAGAAGCAACAAAAAUGGAGGGUGGAGACGAAGGAAUCGAGAGAGUAGUGGACUCGAAGGACUUGCAGCAGCAGAGCAAAGCCCUCGACAAGCUCACCGACCAUGUCGAAGAUCGUCAGCUCGAUUCCACUCGCGUUCAAGAGGCUAUGGCGUCGAUUGGUGCAGCAAAGGAAGCUGAUUUGAAUGCUAUGAGAUUGAGGGAGAAAGAAUUGGCUGCAGUUAAGAUCAAUGCAGCUGAUGUUGACAUAAUUGCAAAUGAACUAGAGCUGGACAAGAAGGUGGCUGAAAGAACUUUACGGGAGCACAAAGGUGAUGCUGUUGCUGCCAUUCGAUCCUUGCUUCACUAGAAGGCCUUUCAACCCUUUCGCUUAGCUUCUUUUUUUUUUUUUUCCCCCUUCAUUAAUGCCAGUGGGCUGGUGAAAAGAUGGCAUCUGUGUGACGUAACCAAACUUUUUUGUUCUGCCUAGAUAUAUGAAUUGAAUUGGAUCAGGUUGUUACCUUUACAGGAAGAUUGAAAAAAAAAAUCAAAUGAAAAAACUUGACUAGGAAUACUAGUGUACUGUUAAAGUGCCACAGUUCUGUUUACUAGCUAUUGCUUUGUUUGUUUUGAAACUAAUUAUCAAAAUGUCAUUAAAUUUGGCAAGCGUCAUAUGUAUAAAGGUGGCCGUUGGGUUA